Molecule: messenger RNA, 1532 nt
Organism: Castor canadensis (American beaver)
Lineage: Eukaryota; Metazoa; Chordata; Mammalia; Rodentia; Castoridae
Product: zinc finger protein 148-like
Source: RefSeq, a predicted model, not a curated record
UCAGUGCUGGGGCAUCUUGAAGAUGCAUCAGGAGAAAUACAUCCACCAAAGUUGGUUCUCAAAAAAAUUAAUAGUAAGAGAAGUCUGAAACAGCCGCUGGAGCAAAGUCAAACAAUUUCACCUUUAUCCACAUAUGAAGAGAGCAAAGUUUCAAAGUAUGCAUUUGAACUUGUGGAUAAACAAGCUUUACUGGACUCAGAAGGCAAUGCUGACAUAGAUCAGGUUGAUAACUUGCAAGAGGGGCCCAGCAAACCUGUGCAUAGUAGCACUAAUUAUGAUGAUGCCAUGCAGUUUUUGAAGAAGAAGCGCUAUCUCCAAGCAGCAAGUAACAAUAGCAGGGAGUAUGCUCUGAACGUGGGCACUAUAGCUUCUCAGCCUUCUGUAACACAAGCAGCUGUGGCAAGUGUCAUUGAUGAAAGCACCACAGCAUCCAUAUUAGAUUCACAGGCACUGAACGUGGAGAUUAAGAGUAAUCAUGACAAAAAUGUUAUUCCAGAUGAGGUACUGCAGACUCUGUUGGAUCAUUAUUCCCAUAAAGCUAAUGGGCAGCAUGAGAUUUCCUUCAGUGUUGCAGAUACUGAAGUGACUUCCAGCAUAUCAAUAAACUCUUCAGAAGUACCUGAGGUCACUCAGUCAGAGAAUGUUGGAUCAAGCUCCCAAGCAUCCUCAUCAGAUAAAGCCAACAUGUUGCGAUAUAUAAAGUUUCUGCAGCAGGCUUUGGACAGAACUAGCCAAAAUGAUGCCUAUUUGAAUAGCCCGAGCCUUAACUUUGUGACUGAUAACCAGACCCUUCCAAAUCAGCCAGCAUUUUCUUCCAUAGACAAGCAAGUCUACGCAGCCAUGCCCAUCAAUAGCUUUCGAUCAGGGAUGAAUUCUCCACUAAGAACAACUCCAGAUAAGUCCCACUUUGGACUAAUAGUUGGUGAUUCACAGCACUCAUUUCCCUUUUCAGGUGAUGAGACAAACCAUGCUUCUGCCACAUCAACACAGGACUUUUUGGAUCAAGUGACUUCUCAGAAGAAAGCUGAGGCUCAGCCUGUCCAUCAAGCCUACCAAAUGAGCUCCUUUGAACAGCCCUUCCGUGCUCCUUAUCAUGGAUCCAGAGCUGGAAUAGCUACUCAAUUUAGCACUGCCAAUGGACAGGUGAACCUUCGGGGACCAGGGACAAGUGCUGAAUUUCCAGAAUUUCCCUUGGUGAAUGUAAAUGAUAAUAGAGCUGGGAUGACAUCUUCACCAGAUGCCACAACUGGCCAGACUUUUGGCUAAAAAAAAAAGUGUAAAUAAUACUGGCACUUUAGAACAGAUUAAUCAAGAAUGGGGUUACUCUGUGUAAAAUGGAGUGCUGUACAGAUUUAAGAGCAAUGCGUUAUAACAAGUUAAGCUGAUAUGAAUAGCAAGAUAAUCCAAUAACUGCAUUUUGUUUGGUUAGUCAGCAUUCUUUGAACUGCCUUACAUGUUGUCACCUUUAUAGAAGCAAUGCAUUACUUGUUUUAGAUCAGAAACUUGCUAUUCCACCUACACCAAGUUAAAAA